AUGAUCGCCUCAUACCUCCAGGAUCGAAAGGUCAUUGUUAACUACGCCAGAGCGACCAGUGAGAAGAAGACCACGAAGGGUUGCGUCCAAAGAUCCAUUGGCGGGCCAACCUUUUGGAACCUCAUACUGGAUUCGCUGCUGAGAAAGAUCAGCGAUAUGGGAGUGUAUUGCCAGGCCUUUGCGGACGACGUGGUCCUCGUCUUCUCCAGCCAAAAAUCCGGCAACCUACAGACCUCAGCCGAAACUACCUUAGAUGCCGUACAAGAGUGGGCUUGCGCGCGCGGCGAGAGUAACUUGGGGUCUGAAUGGAGAGAUCGUACGGACCAUAUAUGUGGCGGUAAUAGAGCCCAUCGUUCUGUACGCAGCGAGCGUAUGGUCCUCUGCAGCAGAGAAGUUAACGAUACGAAAGCAACUAAACUCCCUGCAGAGAGGAUUUGCACUGAAAAUGUGCAGGGCGUACAGAACGAUACAGGUGCUCGCGGAAGUGUACCGGUAACGGUCGAGACGAUAGGGACGGCGCGACACACUCUCGAGGGUUAUUUCGCUUGUCGCUUCGCAGGAAACGACCAGGGAGAAGAAGACGCUGAUAUGUACUCCUUCACCCUUUGCAAUAGAGUGGGAGAAGAGUACCAUUCUUCCCACUCGCCACCGGGGAUGGGUGAGGCCUGUUAUUCUAUAUUUGAGAAUGGAGGGGAUGGUUGGUUCGCAGAUAAUUCAAAUAUCAACACCAAUUCGUUGUUGAUUGGAGCAAUUAUCAUAACGCUGAUAAAGCUGACCGACGGAGAUGUAGUCGCUGAUGCUCCAAAGGCGGUACAACAAAAUGCUGUUCAAUAUAAAAAUAUACCAGAGCCUGAACCACUGCCAGUGCUUCACGGCAACGAUAGUAGAUGCCGUAUAUCUGAAUAUCAAUGUUAUAAUAAAAAAUGCAUACCGAUUAAUAGAUUCUGUGACGGCAGCAACGAUUGUGGUGACGCUUCGGAUGAACCGAGACAUUGUACACGUUGCAACAAAACGUACUAUGGAGAUAUCGGCCGUACGUAUGAGUUGGAACUUCAUAGACCGAGAGAAGAUCUUGUACCAUAUAUUUGCCUCUUAACAAUCACUGCUGCUGGAGGGAUACAUGGAGAUCUAGUACAGAUUUUAUUCGACAGCUUCACUCUCGGUCGCUUUACCUCUUUCACUGAUGACGGAUGUCCGGAUGGCUAUAUGCAAAUACAGGAAGCCAGUCGACCCCAAGUCGGAGGGUCGUGGUGUGGGACCUCUUGGGGUCCAUCGAUAUAUUACAGCGAGACGAAAUCUAUUACGCUUAUAAUACGCUUACUACAUUUAUCAAAAGAACAGAAUAAUUAUAAUUUUGAUUUUCGAAUGGCUUAUAAAGUUUUGAGGAAGGAAUACGCAACGGUUAGAUACGGAGGAACACCACCAUCAGAGCGACCAUUUUUCAAACUCAGACCGAUGUUAUAUCCCGUAAACAUAUCACGCGGAGAAGAUACGAACGUGGGUAGGACGACAAAAACACCAGAGUAUUACCUCGGGGAUUUGAUCUCGGGGACUUACUGCUCUCGGAUCUUCAGUGACUGCGAUCGUAAAAAUUGUAGAUUACAGUCGCCGAACUUUCCCGGCGUCUACCCCCGAAAUCUUACAUGUUAUUAUGCGGUACGUCAGCAUGAAGUACCGCAAGGAAAACACGCCUUGAUUGUCGUAAAGCAACCGAACGGUCAGUUGGUUUCAAUAAGAAGUCAGAAAGCACUUUACGCCCCUUCGCAAAACGAUAGGGAAAACAAUGGACGAGAAUUGAAAUUUUGGCAACAAUGUGAUGAAGUACAAGAUUACGUAACAGUUUACGAUGGUUAUACAACGAGGGAUCCAGUUAUUUUGAGAUUUUGUGGCGGAGGCGUGUCUGUACCAGAAGCAAUAUCGAGCGGUCCUGAAUUACUUGUAGAAUUUACUACUUCACCAUUUGGAACAUUUCUACAACCAGCUACAUCGCAAUCUCUUCACGGCUUUCAGCUUGAAGUCGAGGUUAGGUUUGUUGAUCAGCAAUCUCCUACAUAUGCAAAAAAUAAAAGAGCAUGCGAAUUUUGGAUAAGAGGAACAGGGAGAGGAAUACUUGAACAUCCCCAACAUUCGCUUCCACCAAACACAACAUGUCUUUACCACAUGCAAGGAAUUGAUACAUCAGGACCCUCGGGAAGAAACAUUAUUUACAGGAGGCAAUUUUCGGCGCCCCGAUUUAGGGUCUGGUUCUCGGUAUUAAAAUUUUACGUGACCAAUGCUAUCAAUCCAAAUUUGCCGGAGGAUGAGUAUUGUGGAAGUCAUUUGAAUAUAUGGGAUGGCCCGAUGAAAAUUUCGCCCGGAUGUAACGAUAUAUUUUGUGAUAAAGAAAGAUCCGUGCAAAUGUCGCGAGCUACGUCCCCACAAACAGUCAUAGUUGGACGACCUCCCAUGAAUGCUACAUUGGUUGCAAGAUUCUGUCGAGAGCGAGCGCCGCGAACGUGUGAACAUGCGUUAUUACGAAGAUCUAGAGCAUGUGCUCGAACAGAAAGUUUCCUGUCUAAAGGAGACUCGUUGACUUUGGAAUUAAAGUUGACACAGGGAACUGCACUGAAACCAGUGUUUUUCAAGGCACUAUAUGAAUUUGUUGAUCUCCAUCAAGACGGCGAGCCUUGGGGUCGGGGACCAUGUUCACGUCGCUUCGUAUCGAGAUCUUUUCCCGAAGCUCCACCGGAUCCUCCUGUUACUUUUUCAUCUCCAAGAGAUGUCUUCUUGUACGGUAGAGGCGGUGCAAGAAACAUAAGUUGCACAUAUCGUUUUGAAGCAAAUCCAGGAGAGGUGGUACGUCUUCGUGUGUGGGGUGUUCGUAAUGGAGGGAGGCUCUGUAGGUCCGUCCACUCAGCACACUCGCCGUGGUUCAGAUGUGGCGGUACUCCCACUGCUGCUGUGAGAAUAUUUGAGAGGCCUUGGAGAGACAGUGGUCCGGGCGUUCCGAGGGAUUGUUUGUGCAGUGACGUCACAGAUUAUGAAUUUACAUCAACAUCGAUGGUCGCCGAAUUAAAAUUCGAUGUAGUCAAUAUGUCGGCCACUGAUGACUUUCGCUCGUUUGGAUUCGAAGCAUCGGUCGAGUUUAUUCGGCUGGAUAGUGUCUGUGAUAGUACACAUAGAGUUUAUGGCGCUAGUGGAGAAAUAAGACUUUCGGUACAUACACCUUUAGCAGAUUCAGAACGUUGCGAAAAUCGUCCUUGGUUAAUAGACCCUGCACCAGGACGCUACCUUUAUAUUCAAAUUCAAGGAAGUAUUAUCAAGGAACCCGAAUUAGAUAACUUUACUCUUCUAAACAAUAUCACAGUAGCACCAGAUUUGAGUCACAUGUGUCGAACGCCAAAUCGUAUAGCAGUGUACGCUGGAGGAUUGACACCAAUAUUUAUAUGUCCCAAGCCUCUAGAUGAACAGGAGGAUGAAGUAGUGGAAGUAUUCUCAGAAGGUUGGUCUAAGGACGUCGAUCCUCUGGCUCGACACGUCCUUGCCCCCCCACCUUCUCCAGACCGCUUCGACCUCGACUGGCCGAGAUCUCUCUCCGUUGAACUGAUAGCUGUUGAGUCUGGAUCAUAUUAUGUCACGUGGUUGGAACUUUCGAGAAGGCAACCGAGUGACCGUGGCGGAGUGUUCGCGUUAUCCGGCGAAUGUCAGUACCGCUGCCCGUCCCUCGACGCCUGCAUAGAGCCGUCCCUGUGGUGCGACGGCAUCGCGCAGUGUCCGCACGGCGAGGACGAGCGCCUGUCGCAAUGUUCCGCGCUAUUACGCGUACCGGCGCACUACGCUGCGGCGAUACUAGCCUUUACCGCACUCUCUGCGUUCGCCUGUAUAGCAGUAACGCGUUCCUGUCGAAGACGUCGUUCUGCACUCCAACAGCGCCUCAAAAGUCUCUCCUCGGACACGGCGAUAUUCGACGAAAAAGAAGUGAUUUGCUGA
Melitaea cinxia (Glanville fritillary) is the source of this 3969-nucleotide messenger RNA. RefSeq lists its product as uncharacterized. NCBI's taxonomy places the organism in Eukaryota, Metazoa, Arthropoda, Insecta, Lepidoptera, Nymphalidae. Bases 1 to 3969 code for a protein of 1322 amino acids. Gene Ontology annotation, cellular component: plasma membrane. The transcript has 17 exons. The record is from RefSeq and is a predicted model, not a curated record. Gene Ontology annotation, molecular function: protein binding.